Messenger RNA from Penicillium brasilianum, 1524 nucleotides. The record is from the annotation of a GenBank genome assembly. NCBI's taxonomy places the organism in Eukaryota, Fungi, Ascomycota, Eurotiomycetes, Eurotiales, Aspergillaceae.
AUGAUGGCUAAAAAUGAUAUCUUGUUACAACGUCCCGCUUACCGAUACCAGAAGGAAUAUUCUCUGUUCAACCAUUUUGGUAUACAAUCGAAUAUCAUUGUCGCUGCAACCUUCGCCAAUACAGAGGAUGGAAGCAUCGUGCUUUCCAAAGACCUCAUAUAUGCAGCCCUGAAGCAAACUGCUGCAAAAUAUCCCGAGCUUGGGAUAACUCAUUACUGUCUCCCAUCAGAAACAAAGUCUGGGCAACACCGGUGCUGGACGGAUUUCCGGCGGGUCAUCAAUCUCGAUGAGCAUGUGAAGUUCAUUGAUAUCCCAGCAGAGGAGGAAGCAGCAGGACUGACAGCAACCCUUGAGAAGUACCAUGGUCUUUGGUUUGAUCCAACGGUAAGACCACCCUGGCAACUGGUGGUUGUCAACGAAAAACACAUGCUGUUCGUGUAUGAUCACUACCUCACUGAUGGACGCGGCGGUACAUACAUACUGGAGAGUAUCUUGGAAGCCCUCAACUCCCCCGAGCAAGGUCUCGACAACUCUGCCAAGCAAGACAUUAUGGGCCUUCCAUUCAUCGAAUUUACGACUGACAUUAAGGGGUUUCCCGAGAUCGAUCCCAUUAAACGGGCUCCGGCACCACUGUCCCUCAUUACUGCUAUCUUGAAUUAUCUCCGUUUCUACGUCAUCUCGCUUCUAUACAGAAAAAAAGACCUCUUUUUUCAUGAUGUCGUUCAUGAAGAUCGUCAGCUGGACUACAACAACCCUCAGAAAGAGGACAAUCUCGUCAAAACAAGACUUCACAGUCUUCGCCUCGAUGCGUCUACGAUGCGAAAAGGCCUUCAAGCCUGCCGGUCCCAUCAAACUUCGUUCACUAGUCUCCUGCACACCCUUAUUAAGGUGACAUUGGCAGCGGACUUCUACCCAAAUGCCAAAUUCAAUCAUUCUAUGACAAUCGUUGAUAUCCGAUCGUUCCUGAAACCGCACGACAGGGAGCAGACCGUGGAGAAUGCGGCUUCCAUGGUGUCGAGCUUCGACUGGCUAUCCAAGUUCCGCCAAGCAGGAGAGCAGAUAGCCUCCAAAGAGAACUCCAAGUUUGAAGCGGAUCUACUGUGGGAGCUAGCGCGCAAGCAUCGAGCACAUAUCCUCAAUGACAUCAAUCAUAGAAAGUCAUGCUUGAGCGCUUGGCAGUCGAUCGAUCUCAUCGGAGAAGAUGCAGAAGAUUAUAUUAGCGGCUUUAUACCCGGACUGAAGCUUGUGCAGCGCAAUGCUUUCUCCGUCUCUAAUCUGGGUGCUUUUCGCCCAAAACAAUCGGUCGGCGAGGACGGGAGCAGCGGAGAUUGGACCAUCACCAAUAUGGAGUUCUCUGCUGGUGCUCUCCAAACUGGAUUCGCGACCAAUUUAGUGUUCAAUGUAGCAGGAGUUCAAGAUGGUCCAACUACUAUCCAUGUUUGUCAUGAAGAAGGUGCCUUGAGGGAUGAAUUUGUCGAAUCGGUUUUGGAGCGAGUCAAAAUGCGGAUGGAUGCCAUUAUCUAG